Adineta steineri is the source of this 927-nucleotide messenger RNA. Lineage: Eukaryota; Metazoa; Rotifera; Eurotatoria; Adinetida; Adinetidae. The record is from the annotation of a GenBank genome assembly.
AUGUUAUCGACAAAUCCAACAGAUCCUACAUUCAGAUCCUAUAGCGCCGUUCAGGCUCAGACCUACGCUGUUGAACGGAGAUCAUAUCCAAAUGAACUUUACGAUAUUGUGCUCAAAUAUCAUACCAGUACUGGGGGCAAAUUAAACCAACUUCUCGAUGUGGGAUGUGGACCUGGAAAUGCGACACGAGAUCUUUCCAUAGCCUUUGACCGUGCGGUAGGCGCUGAUCCGAGUGCAGAGAUGAUUGCUGCUGCACGAAGCCGAGGUGGAAAGACUCGAUCGGGUGACGAUAUUAAGUUUGAAAUUAGUCUUGCAGAAGAAUGCUCGAAAAUAAACGAAAUUGGAGCUGAAACUGUAGACUUGCUCACGGUAGCAAUGGCUGCUCAUUGGUUCAACAUGGAUGCAUUCUGGACUGAAGCAGCAAAGGUACUCAAACCAGGUGGUUCCGUAGCUCUUUGGACGCUUGCUUCCCUCUAUUGCCAUCCUUGCACUCCAAAUGCUGCAGAAGUGCAGCGUAUUCUCUUUCAUUUGGAACGCGAAGUUCUUGCGCCUUUCGAGCUACCAUCUAAUCGCCUCUCGCGAGACAUGUACGAUAAACUUGUUCUUCCAUGGGAUAUGAUGCCUCCUAUCACGGCUUUCUCUUCAUCCGAUUUUGUUCGAUAUGAAUGGGAUCGUAAUGGUAUCCUGAGCAAUGGUAGCACAUUUUUUGGUCAAAGUGAUGAAGCCUCUUUAGAUGAACUGGAAAGAGGAUUGGCAACAUCCAGCAUGGUCACACGUUGGAGAGAUGCAAAUCCUAAUUUGGCAGGAACCGACAAAGAUUGCGUGCAAGAAGCAAUGAAGAAGCUCAAAGAAGCGCUUAAUGGACAGGAGACCUUCAUACAAGGUUCCGGAACUGUACUCCUACUGUUUAAGAAGCAGUCAUCUUGA